Messenger RNA from Cajanus cajan (pigeon pea), 1896 nucleotides. RefSeq names its product LEAF RUST 10 DISEASE-RESISTANCE LOCUS RECEPTOR-LIKE PROTEIN KINASE-like 1.1. Gene Ontology annotation, biological process: phosphorylation. The record is from RefSeq and is a predicted model, not a curated record. NCBI's taxonomy places the organism in Eukaryota, Viridiplantae, Streptophyta, Magnoliopsida, Fabales, Fabaceae. Gene Ontology annotation, molecular function: kinase activity.
AUGGCCCCUGCUCUUAUUUUGAAAUCACUCAUAAUAUUUUUGUCCCAGCUUCUUGUUUCAGCUGAAGAUGAAACGUGUCCAGCCUCUUUGGAUUGUGGAGAUCUUGGCCAGAUUAAGUUUCCUUUCACAACCACACUGCGACCACACUGUGGCCUAUUGCCCAUACGUGGUUGUGAACAAAAAGAUCCCUACGCUCCCAAAACCAUUCAACUCAACAAUCCAACACCAAGAACCUACAAUGUUCUACAGGUUGAACCUCGUACCAUAAUGAUCAUAGACGAUGAUCAAUAUCAUUAUUUGCAAACCAACAAUUGCAAACUCUUCACCAACAAUUUUACUCUUCCUCACGCCUCUCUUUUAGCUUCUUUCUACAUCAAAUAUAAUAUCACUGUCUUCAGAUGCAAUCACUCCCUCAAGGCCACCCUUCCCAACCAUUUUUAUAAAUAUUCAAAUUGUUUUGACUAUGAUAUCUACUAUGGCCCUCCAAAUACUGAAAUUCCUUUGGGCUUCAAGUGGCCAAGCUCAUUAGCACCAUGUUCAACCAUUCAGCUUGCAGUACAAGCAAAAUCUACUAACAAUCCAUUUCAAUUUCUAUCUGCUAGUAUCGCUAUUGAAGUGCGAUUAUCUGAGGCUUGUGAAAGUUGUCUUCAUCAUGGAGAAGGCCAAUGUUUACUUGACGGUAAAGGAACAUUUUAUUGCGCCAAAGGUAUUGGACUCCCUGCCACAAUUAUAAUUGGGCUACUGAUCAUAUGGCACCGCAAACCAAGAUGUGUGUCUGCUCUCUACUCAGAUUCAUAUCUAGAAAGCGAGAGUAUCUACUUUGGGGUCCCUGUGUUCACCUAUAAGGAUCUUGAAAAAGCAACAAAACGUUUUGAUCGUUCCAGAGAACUUGGAGAAGGAGGAUUUGGGAUUGUUUACUAUGGAAAACUUAUCGAUGGACGUGAAGUUGCUGUGAAGCGCCUAUAUGAGCACAACUACAGGCGAUUAGAACAAUUCAUGAAUGAAAUCAAGAUCCUCACACACUUACGCCACAAAAAUUUAGUGUCUCUUUAUGGCUGCACUUCACGUCACAGCCGUGAACUAUUGCUCGUGUUUGAAUACAUUUCAAAUGGGACGGUGGCCAGUCACCUCCAUCAUCAUGGAUCAACAAAUCGUAGCUUUUUACCAUGGCCUAUCCGAAUCAAAGUUGCCAUAGAGACUGCUACUGCAUUGGCCUAUCUCCAUGCUUCUGACAUCAUUCACCGUGAUGUCAAAACAAACAACAUUCUCCUUGACAACACUUUUUGUGUUAAAGUUGCUGAUUUUGGACUAUCAAGAUUGUUCCCAAAUGAUGUGACACAUGUUUCCACAGCUCCACAAGGAACCCCGGGCUAUGUUGAUCCAGAAUAUCACCGAUGCUACCAACUCACAAACAAGAGUGAUGUGUAUAGUUUUGGGGUUGUGCUUAUUGAGCUCAUAUCAUCCAUGCCAGCAAUUGAUCUGAACCGGCAUAAGGAUGAAAUAAACUUGGCAGAUCUAGCCAUAAGGAAGAUUCAAAAAAGUGCAAUGGCUCAGUUGGUGGAUACAUCCCUUGGUUUUGAGUCAAAUAGUGAUGUUAAAAGGCAAAUAACAUCAGUGGCAGAAUUGGCUUUUCAGUGCUUGCAACGAGAUAAAGAAUUGAGACCCUCCAUGGAUGAAGUUUUGGAGUUGUUGAAGGCAAUUGAAAGUCACAAGGAUGAAAGUGCACAUGUGGAGGAAGUAAAAGUUGAGGGUGAAGGUCCAUCUUUAGCUGAUGGUGAUGAAGUGAAAUUGUUGAGAAAUAUGAAGAUGAGGCCUUCACCAAAAGCCGUGACAGAUAAAUGGGACAGUCAAUCCACUAGUUCUAAUGUCAAUGCCCAAUCGUCAAGCCAAAUCUAG